Blepharisma stoltei is the source of this 2831-nucleotide messenger RNA. NCBI's taxonomy places the organism in Eukaryota, Ciliophora, Heterotrichea, Heterotrichida, Blepharismidae. The record is from the annotation of a GenBank genome assembly.
AUGAAUGAAGUCCAGGAUCUAGGCUGCAGGAUUUUAGCAAUUUCUAUUGAUGUGAGAGAAGUAGGCUAUAAAUAGUCGAAAAUACAUAUAGGAACAACACUAGGCUUUCGAGCUUGAGACACUAAUAGCAGUAACGCAGUUUUUAAAUAUGAUCUGCAGAAAGGGAUCAAUUUUCCAGGAGGAUUUUCGUUAAUUUGCAAUGUCCCUAACUCUAAUACAACUUUACUUGUAGCUAGUGUGCUAAACCAACGCCAAAAUCCGAAUACUCUAUAUUAUUGAAAUGAAGAUUCUAACUCUCUACUCCUUUAAGGCAAAUCAUUAUAUAAAUUACUGCUACUGGAAAAUUAAUCCUUUGAGCAAGUAAAAUAUGGUUUAAUAUUAUUAAUAAUUAUUAUAGCGAGAUAUCUUGUUGAGUCUAUUAAAUAUUAGACAGCUUACAAUCUUAAACCUAAAUUUUACAAAUUAAUUAGAUUUUUCUUUUGCUAACUCUUAAAGGUAUAGAGUAAAGGAAUUUCAGAUGAGAAAAAUUUUGACUACAAAAUCUUGAAUAUUUUAGCUAGAUACGAUAAAAUUGUAGUAAUUUGUGAAAAUAUUGUAAAAACUAUUCAGAUUUUUAUAUAUGCUGAUUUAAAGAGCUUGAAAGCUAAGAGUCUUCUUGCUACCCCUUUGAGUUAAGAAUUUUGUUCGCUCAUGGAGGUAAUUAAUUUUUUUUUCAAAAAUUUAUAUAUAAUUUUUAGUAAAAUUUUUUUUUGAAAUUAAAAAAAUCCCAAUUCGCAAAAAUUCGAAAUCAAAUAUUAAUUUAAAUUGUAAAAUUAUGAUUUAAAAUGCAAGCUGUUUAAAAAUUAAACAGAAUUACCUAGAGAUUUCAUUGUACUAAUUAUUACUUAUAUAUUAAAAAAGUUUUUGUUCACUCAUGGAGGGUGGGUUUUUUAGGCAAAAUAUAGGGUUUUUUUCAGUAGUUUUGUUCGCUCAAGGAGGGAGAGUUAGCAAAUUUAAAUGGAUUAAAAAUUAAAAACUUAUCAAUCGAUUUGUUUUUUUGCGGAAGGAUAAAUUUUUAAUAAAAAAUAUCAAUUUGAUAUUGAUCAAAUGUCUAUAAAAAGCCUAAGUUUUAUUAAACGCUUAUUGUUCUUUGUGAAGCUCUUAAUGGCUCAUAUAAUACUCGUUAGCUAAUUUAAAUAGAUUUAAAAAGUAGUACUUAUCAAUCGAGUUGCUUUUUUGCAGAAGGAUACAUUUUUUAAUAAACAAUGCUAAUUUGUUUAUGAUCAACUGCUCUAUAAAAGCCAAAGUUUUUAUUGAACGAUUCUUUUUCUUUAUCAAGCUUUUAAUAGAUCAUAUGAUGCUCGUUAGCAAAUUUAAACGGAUAUAAAAAUUACAACUAAUCGAUCGAGUUGCAUUUUUGCGGAAAGAAAUUUUUCAAUAAACAAUAAUGUUUUAUAUUUAAGGAUCCCCCCCUCAUUUGUCCAAUUUUCUAGUUUUUUUUUUAUAGGAUAAAAAAAAUUUUUCAGGACCUCAUUUGUCCAAAAUCUAGAUAAAAAUGAUUUGUCCCAUUUUCUAGUCUUUUUUGGAUUUUUUCGAAUUAGUUUUUUACUUUAAAAAACUAGAAAAUGAGACAAUUGAGGUUCUGAAAAAUAUUUUUUUUUCUAUCAAAAUUUUGACUAGAAAAUUGGACAAAUGAAAUGAGGUACUAAAAAAUUUUUUUUCCCUGUAAAAAAAACUAGAAAAAUGGACAAAUGAUAAAAGACUAGAAAAUUGGACAAAUGAGGGGGGGAUCCUUAUUAUCUCCAGUCUAAAAGGGUAUCUUAAUUUUAAAAUUAAUUAAAUAAUAAAGCCAUUUUAAAAAUUGGUGCGUUUGCUUAUCAACUUUUUUUUUACACUUUGUCAAUCCUUAAUUGGCAUGCCACUUUUUAACACUCACCUUUGUAAGAUCCAGCUCGUCUCUUUGAGAGAGUCUGUCUAGGUUUUUCUACAGUCCAUUACAUUUUGUUAUAUAAAGAAAUCUAUAUAGGGGUAUCGGCUAUAAAAUUAAUGUUUUCGAAUCUUAAAAAUAGUAUAUUCAUACCCAGACAAUCAGCAGCUAAAAUUGAUAAGAAUUGAAGGGAAUUCUUAUGGAGCAUGUGCUAUCUCAUAUGAAGGAGAAUUUAUAUUGGCAACUACCACACAGAUCGGACAGAUCAGAAUAGAAAAUAUUGAUAGUGGCGAAAUCAGGCAAAAUCCGAUGCACGAAAACCCUAUUGUCUAUAUCGCUUUAAAUUCUGAUUCAAGAAUGGGAGCAAGUGCAAGCGAACAAGGCACAUUGAUAAGGGUUUUUGAUUGUAAUUCGCUUGCCGUUUUGCAUGAAUUAAGAAGAGGAAAUACCCCUUCUAGGAUUUCAACAAUUGCAUUUGGCCAAAGUUUUGUAAUAGCUGCAAAUACAAAAAAUACUGUGCAUUUGUGGGAUAUUGAUGGGGAUCAAUCUGGUUCGUAUUUUGGAAUAAAAAAUUAUUUGCCUUCAUAUUUUACUAAUAAACCAAGUAGCUGCAAAUUAUAAUGAUUUUUAUUAUAUAGAGAUUAAAAUAAUUUGACUUAAAAAUCUAAUAGGCUAUUUAUAGGGAUUAUUUAUAUAUUUGCCAAAUGAUGCUAAUUGAAGCUGCCCUUUUUCAAAAACAAAUGGCCCAGUUAUAGGAAUUCAAAAUAAUGAAUGCAUUUUGAUAGGGUCAUUGAGUGGGGUUAUUUAUAGAUGUAGAUAUAACAGAGAUAAUAAAGCUAUAGAAAUAGAAAGCUCCGCUACAUUUUUAGAUUUGGACACUGAAUUUAUUAUUGAAGGACAAAGGGCAUGGGGGAAUUUCAGCUAA